AGAGAGCAACGAGGGCCAACGUACGACGAGCGUCUUCACCGACAAGAACAUGAAAUGGAGGGCCUGAAAUCAACAAUGAAGAACAUGGAAAAGCAAAUAGGGCAAAUCGCCCAAUCCAUGUCCACAAUGGCCAAGGGUGGAUUUCCGAGCAAUACCGAAGUCAAUCCAAAGGAAAGCUGUCAAGCCAUAACCACCCGAAGUGGUUUGCAAAUGACUGAUCCUCCUUAUCCGACAGACGAAUCACCAAGGCCAGCUGUACAACCGACCCCGGUCGAGCCGGAAAUCACCAUUUCAGGAAGUAGUACAAAAGAGGCUAGUAAGCCCAAUAACAUUUCUUUUCCUGAUAAUCCCCCUCUUAUGGUAACUCCUAUUCCUUUUCCAGAAAGACAGAAGAAGAAGAAGUUCAAGGAUCAAUUGAAGAAGUUCAUUGAAAAGAUCAAGCAGAUUCGAAUCAACAUCCCUUUUGCAGAAGCCUUGGAGGUAAUGCCAAACUACACCAAGUUCAUGAAGGAAGUCCUAUCCAAGAAAAUUCGGAUCGAAGAAGACAUACCAGUGACACUCACGGCAACUUGCAGUGCCAUUCUUCAGUCGAAUCUACCACCGAAAAUGAAAGAUCCAGGGAGUUACACUAUUCCUUGUAUUAUUGGCAAUUCUACUUUCGAUAAAGCUUUAUGUGAUUUGGGGGCAAGUAUUAAUUUGAUGCCUAUGUCUGUGUUUCUAAAACUGGGCUUAGGAAAUUUGAACCGCACUCGCAUGACUUUACAGCUAGCUGAUCGUUCAUUGAAAUAUCCCGAUGGGAUUGUAGAAGAUGUGCUAGUUAAAGUAGAUAAAUUCAUUUUGCCUGUUGAUUUUGUGGUACUUAAAAUGCCUGAAGAUGAUGAAGCACCAAUCAUUUUAGGUCGUCCAUUCUUAGCCACUGGUAAGGCGAUGAUUGAUAUGGAAUUAGGAUCUUUAAUGCUUAGGGUAAAUGGGGAAGAAGUUGUUUUUAAUUUGACAGAUGCAUUUAAACACUCUGAGCAUGUUGAGCAUUGCAGUAGAAUAGACGUGAUCGAGGACUGUGUCUCCUCCUUUUUUGAUUUGUAUGAAUUAUGUGAUUCUGUUGAGCACUGCAUUGUUAACUCUAUUGAUUUGCAUUCUGCCUCCCCUGAAACCCCUAUUGAAAAUGAUGUGCUUGAUUGUGUGUUGUUUCUUGAGUGUGCCGAGAUUUUAGGCUUAGACGAGGUAGGGAUCGUCCCCGAGAUACCAGUUAGUGUGAAAACGGCCCCCGUACUGGAAUUGAAGCAAUUACCGGAUUAUCUUUGUUAUGCUUUUCUUGGAGCAGACAAGACCUAUCCGGUGAUUAUUUCUUCUAGUUUGAGCGAGGCCGAAACAAACACACUGCUGGAAGUCCUUAGAGAAUAUAGGUCAGCUAUAGGUUGGUCUAUUGAGGAUAUUAAGGGAAUUAGCCCAUCAAUUGUUCAACACAAAAUUCUAAUGGAAGACAUCUAUAAACCGAGAGUCCAACCUCAGAGGCGGUUAAACCCGUCAAUGAAAGAGGUAGUAAAAAAAGAAGUCUUGAAAUUGUUAGGCGCUGGUAUGAUUUAUGCAAUUUCUGACAGUCCGUGGGUCAGUCCGGUGCAGGUUGUGCCAAAAAGGGGUGGGAUGACGGUUAUUGUGAAUGACAAAAAUGAACUUAUUCCGUCUAGAACAGUCACUGGGUGGCGUGUGUGUUUCGAUUACAGAUUAUUGAAUGCAGCCACUAGAAAAGACCAUUUCCCCCUUCCCUUUAUCGAUCAAAUGCUAGACAGGCUAGGAGGUUUCGAGUAUUACUGUUUUCUUGAUGGUUAUUCGGGGUACAAUCAAAUUUCAAUCGCCCCGGAAGACCAAGAGAAAACUACUUUUACUUGCCCCUACGGUACUUUUGCAUUUCGUAGGAUGCCUUUCGGUUUGUGUAAUGCGCCUGCUACCUUUCAACGUUGUAUGAUGUCUAUAUUUCACGAUAUGGUAGAAGAGUUUCUUGAGGUGUUUAUGGAUGAUUUUUCUGUGUUUGGAUCGUCUUUCGAUCAUUGUGUGCACAAUCUAGAACUUGUUUUGAAAAGAUGUACAGAAACGAACCUUGUUUUAAAUUGGGAAAAAUGUCAUUUUAUGGUUCGUGAAGGUAUUGUUCUAGGUCACAAGGUAUCGAAAAAGGGUCUUGAGGUGGAUAGGGCAAAAAUCGAAACGAUUGAAAAAUUGCCUCCACCGAAGGAUGUCAAGGGGGUUAGAAGUUUUUUAGGGCAUGCUGGGUUUUACCGUAGAUUCAUUAAAGAUUUUUCGAAAAUAGUAAAACCCUUGUGUCAUUUGCUUGAGAAGGAAGCCGUCUUUGAUUUUGAUUCCGCUUGUUUGCAGGCUUUCACGUUUCUCAAGGAGAAGCUAACCCAAUCACCGAUUAUGAUUACUCCCAAUUGGGAGGAACCAUUCGAGAUCAUGUGCGAUGCGAGCGACUAUGCUGUAGGUGCAGUAUUGGGACAAAGGAGGGAUAAAAUCUUCAAAGCCAUCUACUAUUCGAGUCGUACACUUGACCAGGCACAGAAGAACUAUUCAACGACCGAAAAGGAAAUGCUUGUUGUCGUUUAUGCUGUUGACAAGUUCAGACCGUAUAUUUUGGGGUCUCAGGUGAUCAUUUACACCGACCACGCAGCUAUUCGAUACUUGUUCGCAAAGAAGGACGCCAAGCCCAGACUCAUCAGAUGGGUGCUCCUACUCCAGGAGUUCGACUUGGAAAUCAGAGACAAAAAGGGGAGCGAGAAUGUGGUAGCAGAUCAUCUUUCCAGACUCAUACUAGAAGAAGUUCCAGCCGAAGGAAAUAUUCAGGAGUCCUUCCCAGACGAGCAACUGCUCGCCAUUAGUACUCACACUCCGUGGUAUGCUGAUGUGGCCAACUUCUUGGCCAGUGGAAUCAUUCCCGACGAUCUUUCUUAUCAUCAAAAGAAAAAAUUCCUUCACGACAGCCGUUUCUAUCUUUGGGACGAGCCAUUGCUUUUUAGAACCGGCCCCGAUCGUGUCAUCCGAAGAUGUGUUCCGGAAACUGAAGUACCGCUUGCCUAUCAUCCGCAAACAAAUGGCCUUGCUGAGUUGUCAAACCGAGAAAUCAAACAGAUUCUGGAGAAGACCGUGUGCACGAACCGAAAAGAUUGGGCAUUGAAGCUCGAUGAUGCACUUUGGGCCUAUCGAACCGCAUUCAAGACACCGAUUGGGAUGUCUCCGUACAAACUCGUGUUUGGAAAAGCGUGUCACCUGCCAGUGGAAUUGGAGCACCGAGCUUAUUGGGCAGUCAAAAAGCUCAAUUUCGAUCAAACAGCUACCGACGAUCGUCGAUUGCUUCAACUCAACGAAAUGGAGGAGUUCAGAAAUGAUGCUUACGAGAAUGCCAAGAUUUACAAAGAAAAGACGAAAAAGUGGCAUGACAAAAGAAUUACAAAGCGAGAGUUUCGGGCAGGUGACCAAGUCUUGCUAUUCAAUUCUCGACUACGACUAUUUCCGGGAAAGCUAAAGUCCCGUUGGUCAGGGCCAUUCGUAGUCCUGAGCGCAACCCCACAAGGAGUUAUUGAAAUCCGAGGACGAGACGGCCCAUCAUUCAAAGUCAAUGGGCAACGAGUCAAGCAUUACUACCCAAAUGGUGCUCCCGAGGAAGUGGAGCGUGUUGCACUGAUUUUCUCCCAAUAAAUCCAAACUAAGUCGAGCCGUCGACUGUAAAACAGGCGCUAAAUGGGAGGCACCCCAUUGUUACUCGUAUUUCUGUCAUAUGCUUUUCUCGUACUUCUGUCACU
Molecule: messenger RNA, 3788 nt
Organism: Erythranthe guttata (spotted monkey flower)
Lineage: Eukaryota; Viridiplantae; Streptophyta; Magnoliopsida; Lamiales; Phrymaceae
Source: RefSeq, a predicted model, not a curated record